This is a messenger RNA of Hirundo rustica (Barn swallow), 3157 nucleotides long. It is a transcript of the gene GP1BB, whose product is annotated as glycoprotein Ib platelet subunit beta. The record is from RefSeq and is a predicted model, not a curated record. Lineage: Eukaryota; Metazoa; Chordata; Aves; Passeriformes; Hirundinidae. Bases 1718 to 2320 code for a protein of 200 amino acids. The transcript is spliced from 2 exons.
GCACAGGAUUUCUGGCCUGUUUAUUCCAGAAGUUAGCAAGAUGAUCUUGAAGGUUCUUCUAUAUUCAAGCUUCCCCUAGAAGUGGUGUCUAAAUCAUGAGUGGUCAGCUGGGCAAGAUCCAGUCCCAGGAAAUCCAGUUUGUAAGUAGCCAGGAGAGCAUUCCCAAGUCCGUGCUGCAUGCAGAGCCACAAUGGUCUGGCUCUAGGUCAGCUCUGUGCCUGAACACCUGCCUGUGAAUAAACACAGCACCAAACACAUGGGACGAGGUAGGUUUGUGGAACAAACUUACCCUGUGGUUGUCGAGCUGUUCCCGAGUGGAGAGCAGGCUCUGCAGGAAGAACUGGGUUCGUUUGUUAGCCUAAGAUCUCUUUCCCACUCUGCCUGGCCACCACAGUGAAACAACCGGAAUUAUCUGCUCCAAUUUUGUAGAAAUUUAAGGUUUAAUUGUUUUCUUUAGAGCACAAAAAUUUUCCCUUGGUUAGGGCCAGAUUCUGCCAUUUCUUGCACCCUCAAUUCUCUUAACAUGAGCAUAUGCAGGACAUUCAUCUUUUCUGUUCUCUAGGAUGUGCACAGUACAAUGUAACAGAGGUGAGUUCAAUGGGGCAACAGUUUCACAAGGUGAUUCUGGUGGCCUUAGGCCAAGGAGUGUAGUGUCUGCCUGGUCAGGCUGAUGGCAGAGAAACGUCUGUGCAGAUGCCAUGGCCAUGGGAAGCUGUGAUUCUGCCUGAAUGUAGUUUUGACUCUUGGACUCACCUGUUGAAGUAUUUGUGUAAUGCAGCCUCUGAGUGAAGCGUGUGGUCAGUCUUUCUCUGCAGCUGCACUUGUCAGGGGCUGUGGGCUCCCGUGGCAGCCUGAGGAGCAGUUCCUCAGAACACUGUCUUGCCCAGUCUGUUGGCCUUCCAACUAGUGAAUCCAACUAGUUUUAUUUUGAUGUAGACAGUGAAAUGCCUAGAGUCAUAUUUUACCCCUAUACUGAUCAUGAGAGGAUGAAAGUGUGUGAAAAAUCUUUCUCUGGAAAAUGGAAGGACUGGAAGACCAUGUCUGUCAGCAGAUCUUUCGCUAGUAAGUAGUAGAUUUGUGUCACUGCUUCAAGGGAAACCUGAGGCUCAGCACCCAGAAAAUGCUAGGUGUCACUAAUGCCAAGUUUUCCUGAUGAGAUGGGAAACCAAAGGUCACAGUGCUCAGGGUACAAACCAGCAACAUCACCUUCCAGUCUGAAGUGCAUUUUGAGUUCCUGUGCCAUUGGGACUUUGUGACAUUUCUGCUGGGCUGAGCCUGUGGGCCCAGAAUCACAGUUCUCAGUACCGACAGCAGCUCCCAUUUCUGGGAAGCCUUGCCCAGUGAAGCCUCAGCUUCCGGUGGCAUGCAGCAGACUUGCAGGAAGGCCUCAUGUGGGAGGUGUCCCUGGAUGAGCCUGACCCUUAUCUUGCCAGCCAGCUGCAAGGGGGUUAUCCGGGAGCGCAGCUAUGCGCGCACUCUUGCACUGGCCGGACUGCCUCGAGACGGUUCUCUUGUGUUGUAAAGCCAGCCAGAAAGCAAGGAUUGAACUGCUCCGAGCUCUCAUGUCUCCAGUGGAAGACACCAAAUUCACCCAACUUUAGAAACUCAUCCUCAGAACAAAACAACAAAAGACCUCGGCAGUGGUGUCAGUCCUAGAGUGUGUGGUGUCUGGCCUCCACCUCAUCCAAUCUCAUCAGGGAAGCGUUUCCAGGUGAAAAUGAACAGUGGAAUUCUCUUGUCCCUCCUUGGCUUCCUCCCACUCGUGGCACCCAUAUGUCCUGUGCCCUGCAAGUGCACCACCACCAUUACUGACUGCUCAUUGAAAAACCUGACUGUAGAAAACCUGCCCGCUGCUUUCCGUCCUUCGGCUGAAAUCAUCCACCUCGGUUCCAACAGGCUCACCUCUAUUCCCAACGGGCUCUUUGACAACCUGAGGAGCCUCCAGGUGGUCUACCUGCAGGGCAACCCUUGGGAAUGCACCUGUGACAUCCUCUACUUGCGCUCCUGGCUCCAGUGGCAGCAGAACCGCAGCCUGUACAGGGAUGUGAGGUGCAGCUCCCCGGAGCACCUGCAGGGCCGGAUCAUCGCCUACCUGACAGAAGAUGAGAUCGUCUCCACGUGCCAGCACUGGUACUGCAGCCUGGCUCUCCUCUCUCAGCUCUCUCUCUUCAUCCUCCUGUUCCUUCAGGGGAUCUUGGUUAUCUUCAUCAUUAUCUACCUGCAGAAAUUUCGGAGAAUGACCGCUGAAGCCCGGAGCACCACCCGAGAAUUAGACCAGCAUUAUGUAUCUUCUUCGAUAAACCCCUCCAACAAUGAUUAACAUCACAAGACAGAAGAGCCCCCUCCCUUUGGGGGAUGCUGUGCCAAAGUCCUGUAGUUUGUGAUACCCAGAGGGGACAAUUCAGUACAGCAUCUAAUCCUGACUGCAGUCUGAAGCAGGACUUGAACUGGUCAGACACUUGCUGUGUUCCUAAAGAAUCAGUCUUGUGUUUAUUCAAUGCUUUAAAUUCUUCAGCAUGACCUUGACUGCUUGUCUGAGCUGGAAGUGGUUCAGUAGACUAAGGAAGUCAUAAACUACAGCGACCAGAACUGACUCAAACAGCCCAUAGGGGCUGCAGUGCUCCAUCCCUCCCCUCCUACAGUAUUCCAGCCAAAUUUCCCAGGAUGUUUCUGGUUGUGCUGGGUCUGGUGAGGACAGAGGUGGACAGCAAACUGUUGGAGUAUUGAGCUAAGACAGUGGAGAAAUAGAGUUUCCUUCUGCUACCACAGACAGCAUCAAGAGCUUUGGACUAGGGAUUUUGUCUUCUGCCUUGGUUUCCCAAGUAAAAGGGAAAGUAAAUAUCUUCUUGCUUGAUGCAUCUUUUCUAAUGGUCUUCUGGAGGAGGUAGGACAUGCCUGGAAACCUACUCAUUUUACUUUAUCUGCAUUCUUUUUAAUCUACGUUAGUUUUAAUACUGACUUAAAUGAGUGAGACUGGGGCCCUGAAUCUUUAUGAGAAAUUCAUCCUGAAGACAAGAAUUGUCUGACUGUGCCUGUAUGACAUCUGGCACAAGAGAUCUGUUCUUGAGAGACUCAUACUGCGAACCCCACUGAUGCGCUUACUGCUGUUUAUGGUGCCCCUUAAUUAUUUUUGAAAUAAAGCAAAAUUGAAAUAAAA